Molecule: messenger RNA, 1276 nt
Organism: Manihot esculenta (cassava)
Lineage: Eukaryota; Viridiplantae; Streptophyta; Magnoliopsida; Malpighiales; Euphorbiaceae
Product: wall-associated receptor kinase 5-like
Biological process (GO): protein phosphorylation; cell surface receptor signaling pathway
Cellular component (GO): plasma membrane
Molecular function (GO): ATP binding; protein serine/threonine kinase activity
Source: RefSeq, a predicted model, not a curated record
UUCGCUUUUGAUUCAGGUAUCGGCAUAGGCUUUACAGCCUUGGUUGUUGCUGCCUCCUGGCUUUACUUGAUCUUCAGGAAAAGAAAGCUCAUUCAGCUUAAGGAAAAAUUCUUCAGGCAAAAUGGUGGCGCCGUCUUACAACAGAAACUUUCUAGACGAGAAGGAACCCCUGAUACAGCAAAAAUCUUCACAGCUGAGGAGUUGAAGAAGGCCACUAGAAACUAUGACGAGACUACAAUCAUUGGCAAAGGAGGUUUCGGUACUGUUUAUAAAGGAAUUUUAACAGAUCAAAACCAAAUUGAUCAAUUCAUUAAUGAAGUGGUGGUGCUGUCUCAAAUUAACCACAAGAAUGUGGUCAGGCUCUUGGGUUGUUGUUUAGAGCCGCCAGUGCCUUUACUAGUUUAUGAAUUCAUCACCAAUGACACACUCUUCGAUCACAUACACAAUGAAAGCAAUGGAUUAUCAGCACUUUCUUGGCAGAUUCGUCUAAAAAUAGCAGCAGAAACUGCAGGAGCAUUGUCUUAUUUGCAUUCUGCAGCUUCAGUGCCCAUCAUCCACAGAGAUGUCAAGACCACUAACAUCCUCUUAGAUGCUGAUUACACAGCAAAAGUGUCUGAUUUUGGAGCUUCAAGAUUGGCUCCAAUGGAUGAAGCUCAGUUAUCAACUGUGGUGCAAGGAACUUGGGGAUACUUGGACCCAGAAUACCUGCACACAAAUCAGCUGACUGAUAAGAGCGACGUCUACAGCUUCGGAGUAAUACUUGUGGAACUACACAAGGCACUUUGCUUCGAUCGUCCCGAGGAAGAGAGAAGUCUGGCUUUGUAUUUUCUUUCUUCCAUGAAAGGAGGAAAAUUGUUUGAGGUUGUUGAUUGUCGUGUCAUAAACCAAGGAACAGAAGAGCAGAUUAAGGAAGUGGCGAGGCUAGCUGCGCGAUGCUUAAGAUUGAAAGGGGAGGAGAGGCCAUCUAUGAAGGAAGUGGCAAUGGAAUUAGAGGGACUGAGAAUGAUGGAAGUGCAUACAUGGGAUGCAGAGAACCAAGAAGAGACAGAGCUCUUGCUUAGUGAGAAAAAGAAAGAUUUUGGUCAUGGAGAUAGUAACAGCGCAAGUGCUGUGUAUGAUAGCAUUCAAAGCCAUGUAAACUUAUCAUUGGGUGAUGGUAGAUGAUUUUGAGUUUUCUGUGUGUUAUGUCCAUUAUCUGCUUGUGGAUAAAAUGACCAUCUGCUUUUUUACUUGUCUCUGUUCUUCAACUUCCAAUAAUAGUUUGAAGUUUUUAUUU